Dentiscutata erythropus is the source of this 239-nucleotide messenger RNA. The record is from the annotation of a GenBank genome assembly. Lineage: Eukaryota; Fungi; Glomeromycota; Glomeromycetes; Diversisporales; Gigasporaceae.
UCGAAGAGAUUGCAAAUGAGAUUGAAAAUCCAUUUGGUACAGAUCCGAAUGAUUUAAAACUUGACCAAUACUGCGAACUUCUUGGUAUGGAGUUAGACUUUGUUGGGUCACAUAAAAAAAUAAAAAGUCAGUGGGAAGAGACAGCAAAGAGAGCAAAGACUUCAGAAUUUAAUGAAUCAAAUGAAUUAGAUAUUAAAAAAGAAUCUAAGGAGGAAAUUUCUGUCGUAACGGAGAAGUAA